CGAAACUGGAUUACGGUUUCACGCUCACUGGCCACGCAAAUCUUGAUGCACACACACGCGCACGCAUCUUGAAGACCGAACUUAGCAAGGCGAAAGAGGGUUUUGAGACUGAACUGCCUCUUUGCUGUUGUCUUAUCCUCGCAGUGUCCAUAUGUUGUCGUGAAUAAGCCACUUUUUGUUGCGCAUUGGUGCAUCGAGCGCCCGUUUCUGCCUCCUCGUUUCCGCCACGUCCCGCGCCGCGUUCGCCGCUUGCACCAGGCGCAGAAGAUCACAAGCUGGACAAACACCGGCUAGUUCUUUGAUAAUUGGCGGAGACUUGGGGAAUUGAGCAGCCAUGGUUGGAAUGGAACAGCUGGAAGUGCACAGCAGGUCAUACCUCAUUCGCUGGAUCAACGUCCAAGCAGGGAACACCAUCUCAUGGAGCAUCCAACCGCACAAGAAAUCCCUCAAUUUCGGCGUCUUCAAGCACCCUGGCGGCAACAGCGUCGGUCUCCCAACCACCCCGCAAAUCCCCCAGACCCCAGGUAUCGACAUAUCUCUAGAGAGCGACGAAGGCAAUGGAAAGCCUUCCAAGCGAGGCUCCAAAAAGGAGGACGUCACCGUGGUUGAGAAGCUGGAGAAGCUAGGCAUGAAGUCGGUCGCAUGGAUGGGCAGAUGUGAGGCCGAGAAGGUCACCAUGGGCAGUUAUGACGUGCUCGAGGGCGAUGGCGGCAUGUACGGCCUGGUCUUCGACAACACAUUCUCCAAGCAGCUGUCAAAGACGGUGACCUUUGUGCUUAUGACGUAUCCGACCGGCGCACCGCCUGUGUCCGGACAUCAUCUACAUUACUCGCAAGCCAAUGGCUCCCAGAGCACGCAACCUAGCCCUUCGCUAGGCCCGGAGAUUCCUGCCACCACUCCUCCAUCCGAGGGAAACCUGUCCAAAGUCUCUUCCAGCGUCAUCAACGAUCCGCGGCCUCGCUCGGCGCACGGGACCGAGAUUAAGACCUCUCUUGGCUCGUCGGCGUUUUAUACCGGCGUUCUUCACAAACAACGACGCAAGCAUCACACAUACGCAAAGCGCUUUUUCUCUCUCGAUUUCACGUCAUCUACUCUAUCAUACUAUCGUAACCGUAACUCCUCCGCCCUGCGUGGUUCCAUCCCACUUUCGCUUGCCGUCAUCAGCACGGACGAGAAGACACGGCAGAUCUCCGUGGAUUCAGGCGCUGAGAUAUGGCAUCUGCGCGCUGGCAACCAGAAGGAUUUCCUUGGCUGGAGAGACGCGCUGUCUCGUGCAUCGCAUGGUGCAGAUAUGAAAGUACCAAAAGCCCCCAUCUCGGUCCAAAGCUCGCGUACCGCCUCGCAGGCCGUCUCAGACCCAGCGGAGGCGCGGGACUGGGCGCGUGCAGAGGCUCUAGUCGGCCGAGUCUCCGGCAUACGUGAUGCUGUGCGCAGGCUUGCCCAGGAUUGCGAUCCGAAGUACCAACCUUCAUCCUCCGGACUGGGCAUCAACAGCUUGAGCGUACCCAGUCCGGCCGAUUCCGGCAACUUCGACUACUUUACACCAGAUGAAGCUUCGGCGUCAGGCCAGCAGAAACUUCCCUUCUGGAAGCGUAAGUCGAGCAGUAACAACGUCAGCCCUGGGGCUGUUUUCAGGCGCAGUUUCUCUGCACAGCUAGCCGUCCCCAUGGCCGGAAAUGUUCCCACGCAAGCACAACCCGCAAGACAGCACAGCCACCCAUACUCUAUGCGUGAACCCGAUGACGAAGGGGUGCACGAACACUGCGUGGCCAUUAUGCGGGAUUUGGACCAGGUCGUUUCCGAGUUCUCACAGCUCAUCUCCGAGUCAAAACAGCGACGUCUCCCACCCAUAUCUCCACUCAGUCGAAGAGGCAGCGUAGGCUCCGUGUCCGACGACGAAUUCUUCGAUGCCGAAGAUUCGGCAGGAAGCCAUUCAGGUAUGCUGAAGAUUACGCACGACAGCGAUUUCGAGGGCGAGACAGAACGCGAGAGUGUGUCGGAUAGUGACAGUGACUCCGGCUCCGAAGCUGAUUUCGAAGCGGUGGGGAGUUUUACACGCAAGCCACGUGAAGGCCAUGCCUCCUUAUUCCCUCCAAAGCCGAAGUCACUCAGCCCAUUGCCACUCAGCGCCGUUCCGCGCCGCAAAACAGUGCCGCCGCCGAAAGUACCACCCCCGUCUCUGAUCAGCUUCCUACGCAAGAAUGUGGGCAAAGACCUUUCUACCAUAGCUAUGCCUGUCUCUGCCAACGAGCCAACCUCCCUCCUUCAGCGCGUAGCCGAACAGAUGGAAUACAGUGAGCUUCUUGACGCGGCAGCAAACACCAAUGACGCAACCAUGCGCAUCCUCAACAUCGCCGCGUUCGCUGUCUCUUCAUUCUCUUCCUCGCGAGUUAAGGAUCGAGCUAUUCGCAAACCAUUCAAUCCCAUGUUAGGCGAGACGUUUGAACUCGUACGUGAGGACAAGGGGUACCGUUUUAUUGCCGAGAAGAUCUCACAUCGACCUGUUCGGAUGGCUUGCCAAGCAGAAGCUGAAGAUUGGACCUUCCUUCAGGCCCCGAUGCCGGUGCAGAAGUUCUGGGGCAAGUCUGCCGAACUCAAUACUGAGGGCCGCGUGAGAGUGUUUCUGCACACAGUGGGUGAGGCAUACUCUUGGACGCUGGCAACAUCCUUCUUGCGCAACGUCAUUGCGGGCGAGAAGUAUGUCGAACCAGUGAGCACCAUGACUGUGAUCUGCGAGACAACUGGUAUGAAGGCGAUUGCGACAUUCAAAGCGGGAGGUAUGUUUGCGGGCCGUAGCGAGGAGGUCACUGUACAGGCCUUCGACGGGAGCGGACAGCAGCUGCCACAUGGUUUAGGGGGCAAGUGGACAUCUCAUCUCAACGUUUCUGACAAUAGCAUGGAUACUGGCAAGACGCUUUGGAAAGUUGGUCCUCUUGUUGAGGAUGCCGCUAAGCGGUACGGAUUUACAGUUUUUGCAGCAGCGCUGAACCAGAUCACGGCCAUAGAAGAAGGUUUCAUUCCUCCAACAGAUUCCAGACUACGUCCAGACCAACGUGCCCUCGAAGAUGGUGACGUGGAUCGUGCGGAAGCACUCAAGGCGCGAUUGGAGGAAAGGCAGAGAGGCAGACGCAGAGUGAUGGAGGAACACGGAGAACAAUGGGCACCGAAAUGGUUCUACAAGGCCGGCGUUGAGGGCGACGAAGAGAUUUGGCGACUCAAGAGUGGAAAGGACAACUAUUGGGAGGCUAGAUCUAGAAAGGACUGGACGGGAGUGAUUGACGUGCUAGAGGCAUAGAUUUUGUCGGGUCGCUUGUCCCAGCCUCCUAAAAGGCCGACAAAGUUUGCUGUUUAUGUUCUUCAGCGCCUUGAUUCAGUAUUUAGCAUGGAAGUAAAUAUAUCCACGCACGACACUUCAA
Molecule: messenger RNA, 3416 nt
Organism: Verruconis gallopava
Lineage: Eukaryota; Fungi; Ascomycota; Dothideomycetes; Venturiales; Sympoventuriaceae
Exons: 2
Coding region: 335-3295 (986 amino acids)
Biological process (GO): ER to Golgi ceramide transport; endocytosis; exocytosis
Cellular component (GO): perinuclear endoplasmic reticulum; plasma membrane; cytosol
Molecular function (GO): sterol binding
Source: RefSeq, a predicted model, not a curated record